This is a messenger RNA of Clupea harengus (Atlantic herring), 5832 nucleotides long. RefSeq names its product regulating synaptic membrane exocytosis 2a (gene rims2a). The record is from RefSeq and is a predicted model, not a curated record. Bases 669 to 4712 code for a protein of 1347 amino acids. Gene Ontology annotation, molecular function: small GTPase binding; transmembrane transporter binding. NCBI's taxonomy places the organism in Eukaryota, Metazoa, Chordata, Actinopteri, Clupeiformes, Clupeidae. Gene Ontology annotation, cellular component: presynaptic membrane; cytoskeleton of presynaptic active zone. The transcript is spliced from 27 exons. Gene Ontology annotation, biological process: positive regulation of synaptic transmission; calcium ion-regulated exocytosis of neurotransmitter; regulation of synaptic vesicle exocytosis.
AGCCCCUGUACAGAAGCUCUUUUAAUAGCAUUAGAAUGUCUUCAGAAUGUCCGCCUUCAAUUUUCGCGAAAGAGGGUGGUUGGCAGUUAGAUUUGGCCAAAAAGCACUGACGGCAGCAUCUCCGUUUCCCCCCGCACCCGUGGACCGUAUAGUAGUAGCCGACGGAUCCCGGGGUGCUGGAGUCGGAGCGUAAGAGGAAGAGAGUGGCUGGGGUGGCGAUUGCGCGACUGUAUGCGAGUGUGUGGGUCUGCAUGUGUGCGCAGUUCCUAGUCAGGAAGGGAGGUACAGUGAGAAUGUUAAAAUGCUAACCAUUUCAUCGCGACUGGAGAUGCCUCGAAGAUGCCACGCCGGUUUUAUUUGUCCGGUGGCCCCUCUCAGUCUGCUGUGAAGAAAUCUUGAUACAGUCAGGCGAAAACAUCUGCCUGCGUCUAUGUGGUUUUUUUUUCCCCGAGCUAAGUUGGGAACAUUAUGAAAAAAUACGCCGGCAUCGAUUGUCGAUCGUAUAGAAACACUUUUUGCCAACAUCCGAAAAAACAUGGAACUUGAGUGGCGUUUCUUCAUUUGAUGUCACCCUGGAGGUAGUCGGGGUUCCGAGCGAGGACAGGUGGAUGGAUUGUUUGUGAAGAGAAAGGACCUAACGGUGGAUAUAGAAACGGAGAAAGGGGAAAAUGCAGUUUGAGACAUUGCGUCAGUUUUGUAGCUCGGUUUUAUCUCAUUUCAAUGGGGCUUUCACUCCGCCUCAGAACAUUUUGCAGACGGAGCUACUGGAGCAGGCGUUCAGCAACAUCGGGAAAAGAAGCCCUUCUGCAUCCAGGGAUCCAAACCAAAAAUACGACCAAAGGGAGGAGAGGGGCGAGCGCUCCCAGUAUGCUCCAGGCCAGCACGGCGGCAUGCCCAGAUCGCCGUCUGACUACGGGGACGGGGAGCGUCGGCGAGGCGGCGGGGGGCCGGACGGCUACGGGCGUCCCCAAAGCGGGGCCGGGGCGGCACGGGACGCUUACCGGGCCCGCCGGGGCGGCUGGCGCUCGCAAGAGGACUACCCGCCGGACGAAGAGCUGCCGCCGCCAAGCGAGUACGAGCUGCGGCGGCAGCAGGAGGAGGAGCUGCAGACGCGUUACCGCAGCGACCCCAACCUGGCGCGCUACCCGGUCAAGCCGCAACCCUACGAGGAGCAGAUGCGCAUGCACGCCGAGGUGUCACGCUUCCGCCACGAGCGCCGCCACAGCGACGUCUCGCUCGCCUACACGGAGCUGGACGAGCCGCUGAGGGGCGGAGGGGGCCCGCCGCCGCCUCACCAGUCCCAGCAGCCGCACCCCUACGGGCCCCGGAUCGGGGUGGGAGGCCCCGGGGACGCCCACCUGCGGCCGCCCCAGCAGCAGCACUUGGACCCUGGGUCGGCGGUGCGGAUGACCAAGCGGGAGAAGAUGGAGAGCAUGCUGCGCAACGACUCGCUCAGCUCCGACCAGUCGGAGACGGUGCGCCCGCCGCCGCCGCGCCCGCACAAGAGCAAGCGCGGAGGCGGCGGCAGCAAGAUGCGGCAGGUGUCGCUGAGCAGCUCCGAGGAGGAGCUGGCCACCACGCCGGAGUACACCAGCUGCGAAGACGUGGAGAUCGAGAGCGAGUCGGUCAGCGAGAAAGGGAACAGUCAAAGGGGAAAAAGAAAAACUAUUGAGCAGUCUCCCUCCUUAUCUGAGGGACAAAAGAAAAUGGUGCGCUUUGGGGGCCACUCGUUCGAGGAGGAUGCCGAGUGGUGCGAACCCCUCAUUAAAGACUCGGGCGUUGAUACUUGCAGUAGUACCACACUAAACGAAGAGCAUAGCCAUAGUGAGAAGCACCCGGUGACUUGGCAGCCGUCUAAAGACGGGGAGCGUCUGAUCGGGAGGAUCCUGCUGAACAAGCGGCUAAAGGACGGGAGCGUGCCCCGCGACUCCGGAGCACUGCUGGGUCUUAAGGUGGUGGGUGGCAAGAUGACAGGAUCAGGUAGACUAUGCGCUUUCAUCACCAAAGUGAGGAAAGGAAGCUUAGCGGACACCGUUGGUCACCUUAGACCAGGUGACCAGGUUCUGGAGUGGAACGGCAGGAUAUUACAAGGAGCCACUUUUAAAGAAGUUUACAAUAUCAUUCUAGAAUCAAAGCCCGAGCCUCAGGUGGAACUAGUGGUCUCGCGACCCAUUGGAGAUAUUCCAAGGAUACCAGACAGCACACACGCACAACUGGAAUCAAGUUCGAGCUCGUUCGAGUCGCAGAAGAUGGACCGGCCCUCCAUCUCCGUCACGUCUCCCAUGAGCUCUGGGAUGCUGCGAGACGCCCCUCAAUACUUGUCUGGACAGCUCUCAAGCCAAAGCCUUAGUAGAAGAAGUUCGCCUUCUGCCCCUAGGGUGCAGGUCAAACUCUGGUAUGACAAGGUGGGCCAUCAGCUCAUCGUCACCAUCCUGGGAGCCAAGGAUCUGCCUCCCAGGGAGGACGACCGGCCCAGGAACCCCUACGUCAAAAUCUUCUUCCUCCCCGACAGAAGUUUGAAUUAUUGUUCCUCCAGUGACAAAAGCAAAAGAAGAACAAAAACGGUAAAGAAAUCUUUAGAGCCCAAGUGGAACCAGACCUUUAUGUACUCGCCCGUGCACCGGCGGGAGUUCCGCGAGCGCAUGCUGGAGGUCACGCUCUGGGACCAGGCCCGUGUGCGCGAGGAGGAGAGCCAGUUCCUCGGGGAGAUCCUGAUCGAGCUGGAGACGGCGCUGAUGGACGACGAGCCCCACUGGUACAAGAUGCAGACGCACGACUCGUCCUCCAUGCCCCUGCCCAACCCCUCGCCCCACGUCCAGAGGAGAGCCCUGCACGGAGACAGCCCCACACGCCGCCUCCAGAACAAAGGGCCGUACUCGUACAGCUCAGGGUCACAACGAGUCAGUGAUAGUGAGAUCUCAGACUACGACGGUGAGGAUGGUGUUGGAGUUGUAUCAGACUACAGGCAAAACGGCAGGGACCUACAGAGCUCCACCCUCUCCGUACCUGAGCAGGUGAUGUCAUCCAACCACGUCUCGCGCUCGGCCGACCUAAACCGGGCGCGAUCGCGCUCGCCCAGUGUGCCCCCGCCUCAGAGCCAUUUUCUCACCCUACCUCGAUCCAAGCACAGUCGGCCUAUAGACCCUCAGCAGAAGGAACUCAGGAAUUACGGAGCAUCGGACAGGUAUGAGUACCAGCACAGGUCCCGCUCCGCAGACCAGCGGUCCGCCCUCGACCGCCCCUUCUACACGCGCUCCCACUCCACCGAGCGCCCCCCCGACAGCCAGCUCAUGAGGUCCAUGCCGUCCCUCCCGUCCGGACGCUCCGCGCCGCCCUCCCCCGCCUUAACGAGGGCUCACCCCCGCAGCGGAUCGGUCCAAACGAGCCCCAGCAGUACGCCCAUGUCCAGCAGGAGAGGACGGCAACUACCACAACUACCUGCCAAGGGGACGCUCGAGAGAAAAGACGGAGGAGAAGACAUAGAGCCUGGUCCAGGUGCGAUGGACGUGGAGGAGCGCACGAGACAGAUGAAGCUGAAGAUGAACAAGUACAAGCAGGGCACCGGCUCCGACUCGCGGCUGGAGCAGGACUACCACAAGCGGCGGGACCCCACGCGGGGGACGGACAACCUCUCGGCCAAGUCGUCGGACAGCGAUGUAAGCGACGUGUCCGCUGUGUCGCGGGGCAGCAGUGCCUCUCGCUUCAGCAGCACGAGCUACAUGUCUGUCCAGUCGGAACGGCCGCGAGGCAGCCGCAAGAUCGGUGACUUAUCGUCCGAAAUGAAAAACAGGCAGACGGGCACAUCGGGCGGGAUGAACAUGACCAAGAGCACCAGCAUUGGCGGCAACAUGUGCAACAUGGAGAAGACGGACGGCAGCCAGUCGGACACGGCCGUCAGCCUGGUGGGCCUAGACGACAAGAAGCGCCGCUCAAGCAUCGGAGCCAAGAUGUCGGCCAUGGUGGGCAUGUCGCGCAAGAGCCGCAGCACGUCGCAGCUCAGCCAGACAGCAGGGGGUAAGAAGCUGCGCAGCACCAUCCAGAGGAGCACGGAGACAGGCCUGGCCGUGGAGAUGAGGAGCAGGAUGACUCGGCAAGCCAGCAGGGAGUCCAACGACGGCAGCAUGAACAGCUACAGCUCCGAGGGAAACCUCAUCUUCCCUGGUGUGCGGCUCUCAUCUGACAGCCAGUUCAGCGACUUCCUGGAUGGGCUUGGACCCGCUCAGCUGGUUGGACGGCAGACGCUGGCCACACCCCCGAUGGGUGACAUUCAGAUCGGCAUGGUCGACAAGAAAGGCGCCCUUGAGGUGGAGAUUAUCCGAGCCCGUGGCCUUGUGGGAAAACCAGGAUCAAAAGCACUGCCAGCCCCCUAUGUGAAGGUGUACCUGCUGGAUAACGGAGCCUGCAUCGCCAAAAAGAAAACAAAAGUAGCCCGGAAAACACUGGAACCCCUCUACCAGCAAACGCUGGCAUUCGAAGAGAGUCCAGGAGGCAAGGUUUUACAGGUCAUCGUCUGGGGAGACUACGGACGCAUGGACCACAAGUCCUUCAUGGGAGCUGUUCAAAUACUUCUAGACGAGCUGGACUUGUCCAACAUGGUGAUUGGCUGGUUCAAGCUCUUCCCUCCCUCCUCAUUGGUGGAUCCAACGUUGGCCCCCUUGACUCGAAGAGCUUCCCAAUCCUCAUUGGACAGUUCGUCGUUUGGCCGCUCGUAGCAGUGCGCACCAAGAGGUAGCGUUGUUGUAGCAGCCAGAGGGUGGAGCUUGAGAAUUGCGACAGGCCACACCCCCCCCGGUCACACUGCAUGCUUGAUGUUGUGUCUUCUGAGCCUGUUUCUUAAGGGGUUAAAACAGUGGUCCUGUGUUUAAUCGCAAAAAAAUAAAAAAUCCAUCGCACACAUUGUGUGAUUGAAGACAGAGGGAGACCCCGCCCCCGUCAUUCCAUUGGUGGGUGCAGGGGUCACUGGCAAAUGAAGGAAACAGGAAGUGGACUCCUGUAGCUGAAGGUAUCCCACAAUUCCUGGCUUUUCGUCCUCUUCAAGCCAUGAGUGGUGGAUGACAACUGCUAAUGCGUUGCUGAGUUCUACAGAAGGCUGUUGUUUUUUUCUCUCUUUUUUUUUUAAGGAGAAAAAAAAUUGUUAGGUCUCGUUUGUUUAUUUCUUGUUAUUUUUUUUUGUUAUUCUUUUCAAUAUGGGUGAGCUGAAUGGGGUCACAGUGUUCCAGACGGGAGGCUCGGUCAUGCCACUCUGCCAGCCUUCAGCCGUGUGGACUGACCAGGGGAGAACGAGAGGAUGGAGCCCAAGAGAGAUGUCCAGCGAGUAUACAGCCCUGACCUCUGACCUCGGACCUCUCCAUCCCUGCCUCCCCCUGAAAUGCACACGCCCCUAGUCCACCAGAGAGACUUGAAAAAAAAAGUUCGAAAAGGCAAUACAAAGAUGGCGACCGUGGACUCUCCAGAGUAGUAGGAUUUGAACCCAGACAUGAACUUUUGUGAUCCAAUUGAACUAUUUCUCUGUUGAUAUAUUGUAUGAAAUUUAAAUGAGGAAAAAAAAAAAGGUUUUUUUGCAUGGACACAAAUUUAGCUGAACUUUAAAAGUAAAAAAAAAAAUAUUUUCUUGAGGCUGCAACUUGCAAAAAAGAAAAUAAAAAAAACACAAAACAGCCAUUUUCAACCGUUUAUAUUAUUUUUAAAGGAUAAAUUUCACUAGUGCAUGGUUUUCAAGGGGAGUGAAUGCAACGGCGUGAUUACAGGAAAAAAAAGAUACCUUGUUUAUCGUCCUUUAGAACUCCUGGUCUGUAUUUUUACAGACGUGCAGAUGACAUGAAGUCUAAACGG